Messenger RNA from Solea solea (common sole), 2733 nucleotides. It is a transcript of the gene mlf1, whose product is annotated as myeloid leukemia factor 1. The transcript has 7 exons. Gene Ontology annotation, cellular component: cytoplasm; nucleus. Gene Ontology annotation, biological process: regulation of DNA-templated transcription. Lineage: Eukaryota; Metazoa; Chordata; Actinopteri; Pleuronectiformes; Soleidae. The record is from RefSeq and is a predicted model, not a curated record. The coding region runs from base 466 to 1248 and encodes 260 amino acids.
UUCUUUCAAAAAAUAUUUUUACAUGUGGCCCUAAUACUGAGGCUGACAAAUUAAAAUUGUCUUUUGGUCUCGGGACAGGACCAGAGCAGGAGUCUUAACUCAAACUGCUCAAGUGAUGCUUUCCAAAUAACUUCGUGUGAACUUUUCCUUUAAACCCUGUUGAUAUGUCUGUUGUCAUGAACUUGGUAGUGAGUUACCAAGCUCCCAGGGAGCCGUUGCCAUGGCAGACACUCACAACACACUGCGCGCGUGGACAGAUCCUGUUCGACGCUGCGAAUAGCCAACCUAUCCCAGGGUCGUGUUCCGGUCACGUGGUCUGUGAGCGUGGCCCUAAAAUGAAGUUGAAUUCCUCCUCCGUCAUAUUAGCGUUGCCGAGGCUGAGCCGGUGAACACCUGCAGCGUUCACACACACACACACACACGGAUUAUUUCCAGAACUUUCUGUCACCUUCAAACCGCGUGGAAAUGUUCAACAGUGUUCUGAGAGACUUUGACGACGACCCGUUCUUCUCGGAGCCGGCCCGGGCUCACAGAGAACACAUGCGGCACAUGAUGCGGAGCUUCUCUGAACCUUUUGGUGGAUCCUUACUGCCCAGUUUAAUGGACGGGAGAGGCCACGGUCACAACCCGGCGGAGAAUCCGAGCUCAUCGCUGGCGCUGAGAGACGAUUACAGGGACAUGAUGACGAACCCUUUCGGCAUGUUUGACAACGUGAUGGCCAACGUGAGAAACAGGAUGCAGGACAUGCACCGGAGCUUUGAGAACGUGUCCGCAGAUUCAAACAGCCACUCCUUCAGCUCCUCAUCACUCAUGACAUAUUCAAAGGUUGGAGAUGAGCCUCCCAAGGUUUUCCAGGCAACCUCAACGACACGCCGUGCACCUGGAGGGAUCAAAGAGACUCGGCAAGCACUUAAAGACUCUGAGAGCGGCCUGGAGAAGAUGGCAAUCGGUCACCACAUCCAGGACAGAGGACACGUUGUGGAAAAGAAAUACAACAAGAAAACAGGAGACAAGGAGUUCAACCAAGACUUUCAGAACCUGGAUGAAUCUGAAGCAGAGUCUUUUGAUGAUGAGUGGCAGCAGGAGCUUUGCAAGUUCCAACCGUCUGCACCCAUGCCUCGUCUAGAAGGAGCCCAGCCCCGUGCUGUUCACUGGGCAGCGCUCACUGCUCCAGAGCAGGCCCACAGAAACCAAUCAAAGGGCAAGACGGAGGGUAAACGCAACCUGAAAGACUCAGCAGAGCAGUAAAACCAUCUGUUCAUUUGCUUAUUAAAUCCUUUCAUGUAUCAUACAGUCACACACACACACACACACACACUGGUUUCCAUGACGUCAGAGGACAUUGCAUAGACUUACAUUAAUUUCCUGUAGACUUACUAUAACCGUAACCAUAAUUACUAGCGCCCUAACCCUGACCUUAACCUCAAACCCUAAAACUAAAACCAAGCCUUAACACUCAAGAAGCACCUUUUAGGGGUGACAGAACAUGAGGACCAGCCAAAAUGUCCUCACUCCCUUAGAUAUAUAAGUUUUUUUUGGUCUUCACAAAGACACCCCUACAAGAACACACAUAUACACAGCUAUUCCAUUGACCUCCAUUCAUUUGGACAGCCUAAACAAAGUGUAAUCCCUAACCGUAACCAUAACCACUUCAUAUUAGGACCAGGUUUUGGUCUCCAUGAGGACUGCUGGUCCUGACAAGGUCAGUGUUUAUGCCAGAAAGUGUCCUAAGGAGGCAACACAUAAAUGAACACACACACUCACAACAAGGAACUGACCUAGAUUUGCCUUCAAACUAAGAACUUUUGUAGACGACCGUCGUAUUACUCUGAACAUUUAUAAGAACUUUAUAGGUUCAAAUUCAGUCCAGAAACAUGCACAUUUGGGGAUUAGGCAAUUUGGACACUCUAAAUUGACUGUAGGUGUGAGAGUGAAUGGUUGUUUGUCUCUAUAUGUGUCCCUGUGAUGGACUGGUGAUCUGUCCAUGGUGUCCCCCGCCUUUCACCCUAUGUCAGUUGGGAUUGACACCAGUGCCACCCGUGACCCUCAUGUGGAGGAUAAAGCAGUAGAAGAUGAAUAAAUGAAUUCAUUUCUCCCAUGGCAUAUUUUGAAUCUUACCAAAAUGCACAUUUGAGUUUAAAAACAUGAUGAUAGACUGGUUUGAUAAGAAAACUAAAACCUAUCAGCACACUGUUCUAUGCUGGAACAUGAACUGUACGAGCAGAACACAUCAUUUAUAACACUGUGUAAGUAUAAUACUAACACAGUAUGUAUACUUAAUACACCUGGAACAUAUUUAAAAAUAAACUGAGAGUACAUUAAUGUGAGGCUGGAGUUUAUAGCAUUUAUCAUAAACAGCCAAAACAACAAUGGAUUCAUAGAAUUUUGCUCGUUUCUCACAUUUUGCAAAAUAAUUAUUGACUGUUAGAUGUCCACUAAUGCACUUAGACACUGUCUAAAUUCUCUUUUUGUAAUUACAUCGUCUAGUACCUGAUGUUCUAGGUGCAGUUUUAUGUAUUUUCUCUGCUGUAAUCUUUGUAAAAAGAAUAAUAAUAAUAAUAAUACUGUUACCUUUUUAUAUUGUUGCUUUGGAUUCUCUCAUUUUUCAUCCAAGGAUCCGUGCAGUGUACUACAAACUCUUUGACAAGGUGUGGAUUAUUUCCCAUAAUUCAAGAUUUGUUCUUGUAUAUUUUUUCAAGGUGUUAUCUGAAAAUAAAAAAUGUGAAAAUAUGA